CAUGACGGGAGGUUUCAGUCGGAUAUUAUGUGUCAAUUUAAGAAACACAGUCUUUUAGUUUCUGUUUGAAUAUUAUUGUGACACACACCUGGUGGAAAUAGUUUGUUUUUAGCCCGACGAGCUGCUCUGGUCCGUCAGUAAGUAAAAAUCCUCCUGGAAAAUCACCUCCUCUGGCAAGUUUACCAGAUUUCGAAAUCAGGUCUUAUCUGAAACCACAGCCUGGACACCAAUCCUCUUACUCAAAUGCAGUAUCUGAUCCAGAACACCUGGGAUAGCAAUCCAGUGGAUCAUGACCCCAUCAGGAUCGUCUUCUCUCCUGGCCAAGGAGGGCUGAAGAUCGAGAUGUUUGGUCCCUUCUUCAAUGACCCCGCAGCUCCUCUGGGGCCCCCUAGUCAGCCCUUCCCUGGACUCUGGGACUAUGAAGUCGUGGAAUCCUUCUUCCUUGAUAGUACGACAGAAAAUUACCUCGAGGUGGAGUUUUGCCCACACGGACAGCACCUGAUAUUAUUGCUGUCGGGAGUUGGCCAAGCAUUCCUGCAACAACUCCCCAUGGUGUUUAAUGCCACAAUCAAAGGGGACAGGUGGAUGGGUGAGGCUCUCCUCCCUUGGUCGUACUUUCCUCCCAAUAUCAACAAGAUGAACUCCUACGCCAUCCAUGGCUCAGGAGAGAAGCGCACAUAUGAGGCUCUCUACCCCAUCCCCAAGGAGGACAUAGUGGAAGGCCAGAGACCCAACUUCCAUCGCCUGGAGUAUUUCAAAGAUUUCCGCCUGCAAAGCAUCAUGGGAGAAGGUUGGGUCCAGCCAGGGUCUGAUCUGUGGAUAGGAAAGCCCUGAGCAGUUCAAAAAUACUCUAAUUUCCCUCUAUCUCUCUCUCUCUCUCUCUCUCUCUCUCUCACACACACACACACACACACACACACACACACACACACACACACACACACACACACAGACAUAUGCAAACACACACACACACACACACACACACACACCACGGCGGCAGGGCAAUAGUACAAACACUCAUUGACAGGGAACAAAGGACAAUCAAUCUUUAUUAGUUAAUGAUGCCAAACGAUAUGACAAGAAAUAUGUUAUCAGCUUGUCAGGGCGUAUUAGCCUUCACACACAUCUGUAUGAGCACUCGGUCACACACACAUCACAAGGCGUCGGACGUCACCCUAAACGGCCUUGGCAGAGUGUGACCUGCAGCAGUUAUACUGUGGAUGGUGGCGAGGAAUGCUCACUUUGACAUUCAGCUCCGGUGUUGCCUGUGAGUUUCCCUUCAGUGAGGUGAACCGCGGCAGUUUCUUGUGAUUCUUCGCACUGACUGCUGAGAGACACAAACAAUCACACGCCACUGAUGUGAAAAAUCUGGUUCUCUGAGAUACAGGCUGGAGCUUCUGAAUCACUGCUGUACUAUAAUUAGUUCCGUUGGCAACAUUCCUCUUCCUUUAUGGACCUCUUUCAACAGCGAAAUAUGUUUACAUAUUGAUUACAUGUUGCUGAUGAAGCAUGCUGUCAUUUUUUUUCUCUCUGUGAUUGUUUGAAAAGUGUCACUGUCAUUGUAUUCAUGAUGUGUGUGAUCACGUUUCAGUGUCAGGUCCAUUUAUCAAUGUAAUGGUUCAUUUUGAGAAAUAAACAUUUUAGCUGGUA
This is a messenger RNA of Acanthopagrus latus (yellowfin seabream), 1653 nucleotides long. It is a transcript of the gene c1h4orf33, whose product is annotated as chromosome 1 C4orf33 homolog. The coding region runs from base 244 to 834 and encodes 196 amino acids. The record is from RefSeq and is a predicted model, not a curated record. NCBI's taxonomy places the organism in Eukaryota, Metazoa, Chordata, Actinopteri, Spariformes, Sparidae. The transcript has 7 exons.